Molecule: messenger RNA, 1557 nt
Organism: Schistosoma curassoni
Lineage: Eukaryota; Metazoa; Platyhelminthes; Trematoda; Strigeidida; Schistosomatidae
Source: the annotation of a GenBank genome assembly
AUGGCCUUUCAGUUGAUCCAACUUUCUGUUGAAAGAGUUGAUAAGAAAGUCGAUAGCCAGCUGACAAUGAUGUCGACCUAUGUAGACAUCUCUACUGUGUUCAAUUUCGACCACAGAGGUCAAUAUGUUGAAAUUUCCCCCGAUAGAACGAAAGCUCGUCGUCAAAUAGGUUUUUGUGAUGGGGUAGUUAUUUCUCAAAGCUUCAUCCGACCAGGCGAAGUGGUAGCUGUCGAAAUUACAGAAACACAGCGAGGUUGGACUGGGGAUUUGAGAGUCGGAUUCACUUUACUACCGGAUAACUUGCUCUUGCCUCUUCCCAGGUUUGCCCUACCUGCUUUGGUUUCUCCAGGUAGAAGUUGGAUUGUACCGGUUGGAACUGCUGUGGCCCUUCUUUUGUCGCAUCAUCAUCAAACUUACUGGAAACGACAGCAAUUAAAAUCUGGUCGUCAUUUGAGUAAAACCAAUAACAAUCCACCCACGUCGUUUGAUUCUGUCAAUAUGUUUUGCGAAAGACAAGUAGAUGUGCCCAGUAUGAACUCAAUCAGUGGUUCUGUCAAUAGUCCAAACGUUCUGGUAACUAAUUCUCAUAUGGAUAAACAACCUACACAUCUACAAGUUACUCCUCCCUUCUUUUGUGUCUGUUGUCUCCAUACAAAGCGUGGUCGAGUACCACUGAGCCAACUAGUACCAAAUGAGCUAGAACUUGCGCGACCUCCUGAUGUCGAAAAAGGUAGUGUUAUAGCCAUCUACUAUGAACUGGAGCCACUACCUACAGAUGAUUCAUAUGAACAAUGUACAAGUCUUCCGAUAGAUGGAACUAUGAACAUACUUAAUGAUAUUAGCAAUAUUCCGUCUAUAAUACCAGAUGAGAAUGUACAGAACCUUUUGAGGUAUACUUUAAACUCUACCGAAAGCGAAGAGGAUUCAGAUACGGAAAAACUGCUUUUUCUUUUUCGGUUUCAUAUUGUUAUUAAUGGCAUCGACAUGAUUGCAAUAGCAGAAACAGUGGCUAUUUCACCAUCUGAUUUUGAAAAGAAUCUAAUCAGUGUGGACUCCUCAUUUUCACCUGUCAAUGGAGAUGCAAGCAGUAUCAAUUAUAGUGUGACUAACAGUACUAGUGAAACUCCUGAAUCAUUGCCAACUUCUGAUCUUCAUUCUUCCGAUAGUAUCCCUUCUUCCACACCGCGUAUGCGGGCUGUUUUUGAUGUUUAUGGCCAAACUAAAGCAAUUCAAUUGCGGUCGUUACAACAGAAUUCAAUUGCACAAUUAAGCCGUUUAUGCUCGUGUGCUAUUCUACAUCAUAUAUUUUAUAUAUUUCAUUCCAAUCGUUUUCUAAACACUGAAACAUCUAAUUUUGAUUCAGAUAAUUCAUUUAAUAUAUGCUCCAAAUCUAGUAGAAUGCGUAAUUCACCACAAAUGAUUGUUCCAAAUAUGAUGAAAAAUAAUAGAUUUCGGAAAUUAUUUAUUAUGUUAGAUAAACUUCCACUACCUAGAGUUGAGCGACGUCGUUUACAACGUGAUGCUUUUGCUGUAUUAGCUCGAGGAAUUGCUGAUUAA